This is a messenger RNA of Echinops telfairi (small Madagascar hedgehog), 5202 nucleotides long. RefSeq names its product transmembrane O-mannosyltransferase targeting cadherins 2 (gene TMTC2). Bases 87 to 2597 code for a protein of 836 amino acids. Lineage: Eukaryota; Metazoa; Chordata; Mammalia; Afrosoricida; Tenrecidae. The transcript has 12 exons. Gene Ontology annotation, cellular component: endoplasmic reticulum membrane. Gene Ontology annotation, molecular function: protein binding; mannosyltransferase activity. The record is from RefSeq and is a predicted model, not a curated record. Gene Ontology annotation, biological process: protein O-linked glycosylation via mannose.
CGUUAGGUGGGGAUUGAUGCUUCUGUGUUUUGUUGCCGCUGCUGCCCUCGCGCUGGGAGCCGAGCCGGAGGGGAGGCGGAGGAGCGAUGAUUGCAGAGUUGGUGAGCAGCGCUCUGGGGCUCGCCUUGUAUCUCAACACCCUGAGUGCGGAUUUCUGCUACGAUGACAGCCGAGCUAUCAAGACCAAUCAGGACCUCCUGCCAGAGACGCCAUGGACACACAUUUUCUACAAUGAUUUCUGGGGGACGCUUCUGACCCACAGUGGCAGCCACAAAUCCUACCGCCCACUUUGCACGCUUUCGUUUCGCCUGAACCAUGCCAUUGGAGGGCUGAAUCCCUGGAGCUACCAUCUCGUCAAUGUCCUACUACAUGCAGCAGUGACCGGUCUGUUCACCAGCUUCUCCAAGAUACUCCUUGGGGAUGGUUACUGGACCUUCAUGGCUGGCUUGAUGUUCGCCUCUCACCCCAUUCACACGGAGGCGGUGGCUGGGAUCGUGGGACGGGCUGAUGUCGGCGCCAGCCUCUUCUUCCUCCUCUCCUUGCUCUGCUACAUUAAACAUUGUUCUACGAGAGGCUACUCCGCCAGGACUUGGUGCUGGUUCUUGGGGACUGGCCUGUGCGCGGGAUGCAGCAUGCUGUGGAAGGAACAAGGAGUGACUGUUCUGGCGGUGUCAGCAGUGUAUGAUGUCUUUGUCUUUCACCGGCUGAACAUGAAGCAGAUCUUACCUACCAUUUACAAAAGGAAGAACUUGUCUCUUUUCCUCAGCGUUAGUUUGUUAACUUUCUGGGGGUCCUCCCUUUUGGGUGCCCGUUUAUACUGGAUGGGAAACAAACCACCAAGCUUUUCCAACUCUGACAACCCAGCUGCUGAUUCGGAUAGCUUCCUGGCUCGGACGCUCACCUUUUUCUACUUGCCAACCAAGAACCUCUGGCUGUUGCUCUGCCCAGAUACCCUCAGUUUUGAUUGGUCAAUGGAUGCUGUGCCUCUGCUCAAGACAACUUGUGAUUGGAGAAACCUACACACUGUGGCCUUCUAUACUGGACUCCUCCUGCUCGCCUCCUUUGGUCUGAAGAGCCCUACAAUCGAAAGAGAAUGCAGUGGGAGAGUUGUGACAAAUGGCAAGCAGAAUGCGAAUGGACACAGUUGCCAUUCAGAUGUGGAGUACCGGAACUCAGAGAUGAAGCCCAGCUUUGCAUCCAAAGUAGAAAAUGGCAUUAAAAAUAAUGUGUCAGAGAGAACACAACUUCCUUCUACAGAGAACAUUGUUGUUCUGUCUUUAUCUUUAUUAAUAAUACCUUUUGUUCCUGCCACGAACUUGUUUUUCUAUGUUGGCUUUGUAAUUGCAGAGCGAGUAUUAUAUAUUCCUAGUAUGGGCUUCUGCCUUCUGAUUACAGUGGGUGCCAGAGCCCUCUAUGUUAAAGUCCAAAAGCGGUUUCUCAAGAGCUUGAUUUUUUAUGCUACAGCUACUUUAAUUGUUUUUUAUGGACUCAAGACUGCAAUCAGGAAUGGAGACUGGCAGAAUGAGGAAAUGCUGUAUAGAUCAGGGAUAAAAGUUAACCCAGCUAAAGCAUGGGGUAAUCUUGGAAAUGUUUUGAAGAGUCAGAGCAAAAUGUCGGAAGCUGAAACCGCCUAUAGGAAUGCCUUGUACUACCGCAGCAACAUGGCGGACAUGCUUUAUAACUUAGGGUUGCUUCUGCAGGAGAACAGCAGGUUUGCUGAAGCACUCCAUUAUUAUAAAUUGGCGAUUGGGAGCAGGCCCACGCUGGCUUCUGCGUAUUUAAACACCGGUAUUAUUCUAAUGAACCAAGGGAAGACGGAGGAAGCCCGACGUACAUUCCUAAAGUGCUCCGAGAUCCCCGAUGAAAACCUGAAGGACCCUCAUGCGCACAAGAGCUCGGUUACCAGCUGUUUGUAUAACCUGGGGAAACUCUAUCAUGAGCAGGGACACUAUGAGGAUGCCCUUACAGUAUACAAGGAAGCAAUUCAUAAAAUGCCAAGACAGUUUGCUCCACAGAGUCUGUACAACAUGAUGGGUGAAGCAUACAUGCGAUUAAGCAAACUCCCUGAAGCGGAGCACUGGUAUAUGGAAUCACUGAGAUCCAAAACUGACCACAUCCCUGCGCACCUCACCUAUGGGAAACUACUAGCCCUAACAGGUCGUAAGAGUGAGGCUGAAAAGUUCUUCUUGAAGGCUAUUGAGCUGGACCCCACCAAAGGAAACUGUUACAUGCAUUAUGGUCAGUUCCUCCUGGAAGAUGCUCGUCUCGUGGAAGCAGCUGAGAUGGCAACAAAAGCAGCCGAGCUAGACAGCACUGAGUUUGACGUUGUCUUCAAUGCUGCCCACAUGCUCAGACAAGCUAGCCUCAAUGAAGCAGCUGAGAAGUAUUAUGACUUGGCAGCCAAGCUGAGGCCUAAUUAUCCAGCCGCCCUGAUGAACCUGGGAGCCAUCCUGCACCUCAACGGCAGACUCCAGAAGGCUGAGGCCAACUACCUGCGGGCCCUGCGGCUCAAGCCCGAUGAUGUCAUCACGCAGUCCAAUCUUCGGAAACUGUGGAAUAUCAUGGAAAAGCAAGGCCUGAAGACUUCGAAGACCUGAUAGGAGGCCUUCCUCGUCCUCCGUUUUUAAAAGCUGGUUUCAUUCACAAACAAAACUUCCCAGCAGGGGCCUGGAUGAGCCCGUGUUAGACUUCAAGACCACAGACCAAGGUCACCGAGGGCAACUGCCACUUCUGCGAGAAUCUACUUUGUUGUUGGCGCAGCUGUUAACACCAAAAAAGGGGAAGCAUUGAAUCUUCUUGACCGAUAUAGUUGUCACCCAUAGACUGUAAACCCAAGCACUUAAGACCGGAUCUGUUGGCAUUCUUAAAAAAAAAAUGGGGAGAGUCUAAGUUACAGAUUUUGUUUGCCUUCGAAAGCUAGUUUCAAAAUUAUUUUGUUCCUUAAUCACUGUGAGAGGAAAUAAAGUGUCCAGCGGCCACGGUCAACAUAAGAAGGCCGAGUGUAGGUAGAGCGCGGUUGAAAAGCAGAGUGAAUCCAGUGACUGCCUGGUCAUCUUCAUUCUGCGCUCGGUCCUCUUGGGGCAGCCUGUUUAUUCAUUCCUAAAGCUUCUUCGAAAACAUUGUUGUGGUUGUUGAGUUAAAUACUGUGGCAGGAUCUGUCAGAAUCUGUGGUGAUGCCUGCCCUCCACAACAUUGGAUUAUUUGGAUGCCACGGGCAUCAUCACUCGUAGGAACAGCGUUUGAUUUUCAUGUUCUAAAAAGAAUAUGGAGAGCAGGGCUUUCCACGCUUCCCAUUGGUUUCACUCCACCUGCCUGGUCGAAUUCAUUGUCAUUAUCCCUCCUGUUGCUCUUCAGUCCAUUCUGGCUCCCCCUGGUGACUCCUGUGUUAGGGAGCAGAACGAUUUCAUAGGGUUGCCACCCAGGCUGUCCGCAGCACCGCUGGUUGCUCUCAAACUUCCAUCCGUUGGGUUAGCAGUUUACUGCAAACUGCACAAGGCCCUUGGGGACUCCUGAAGACAGAGCCUAAUUCUUAGGCUUCUGAAAUGACCUUCUAAAAUGGAUGUUCUGGGCUAACCUGCAUGCUUUCAUAAGGAUUAACUCAAGGGAAGUUUCUAAACUUUGCAACUCCAAUACCUAAGCAGCAGUGGCGACAAAAGGGAGACUCUUGGUGCUUCCCAGAUACUGCUGCUUGAAAAGCCAACUCACCCCAAAAGGGGCAUGCCAUGAUGGUUGCCAGGGAGUUUGCAUUUUGGAAAGAGUUAGUGUGGAAUGCUAACCACUUUCUCAUAUAUUCCUAAAUAGAGAUGCUAAUAGAUUGUCAAGUAAUUAUUUUUAUCAUAUUCUUAUUUUGUUCUUCUCACAAAGAUGCCCACGAUGACUUAAGUCAAGCCGCAGUAGAGUGUGGCAGAAGCCCAUGUGUUUCUAGAUUUUUGUCAAGUGUCUUUCUCACUUGAAAGCUCCUCUUCCUAGCGCGUGUGGUAUUUAUUUUAUGACUUGUUAGUAGUCCCUUUAAUGAUCAUGUCAUGAGAGUAAAACUCGGGCAGAAUGCAUACUGAAACAUGUUUGAGUCAUAAUCCAACUCUGUUACGAAAACUUAACUUGUCGAUCACGGUUCCAUUAUUACAUCGUUGUAGAAAAGAAGCUUUGCCACACCCUACAUAUUUAUUUAUUUAUUAUUCUACAGUAGCAAGCUAACAAAAUGUAAUUCAUUAAGCAAGUUCUUUGCAACAUAAGUUAGUUUUCCUUUGCCUCUUUCUCUCCUUUCUUUUCAUAUUCCACAUAUAUACAUCGGAUCAGCAUCCCCACUGAAGAAUCCCUGGGUAUGCAAAUAAUCAUAUUAUCUUUUCUCCAUAUUGUUCGUGUCUUACUAUAUAUCUGAAUACAGUGGGAUAACAGGUUUAAAGUAGUGUGCCUAUGGCGUUAAUGUUUCUGUGAUAAGGGCAAAUGUAGGGGGAAGAAAAAAUGAUGGUCUUAAUAAAAAGGUCCUCUGAAAUAUGUUUGUUAUUUUGUAAACAUUUCAUUAAAGGGCCAAAAGUACAUUAAAACACUUUGUUUCCAGAGUAAUCACAACAACAACAAACCUGUCAUCAAACCAAAAGAGUGGGUUAAGUAUAUUUUACAUUCUCUGCCGCAUUGGAAAUUACAAACUUAAAACAAAUUUAAUAUAAAGAUAUAAAGAUAAUUCAAUGUCUAACAUUUAUAUUUAUUUAAAUAGUUAUUGACUUAAGAUGGGUCCCUGAUCUUAACCUUAUAUGUUGUUGUUUUAAUUAUUUCUCUUUCCCCCCCAAAUACUUGGUUCUUCAUGUGUUCACUGGGUGCGCCGCAGUAGAGGCACUCCAUAGUGGUCCAGUUCCCAAGCAGCAACGAUUUCCGUGCCUGUGUCAUAACAUACCUGGGUCUUUACUAACUAAUGUCCCUGACAUUUUUCAAUACAAGGCCAGGCUCAUUGGCUGGCCAACUAAGGAGGGUGGACUGGGGAAGGGAGGGUUAUUAAAACAUGAUCAAAAAAAUGUCUCCGCUCAGGGAUUUAUGGUGGAUUAUUGCAGAUAGUGCUAAAAAUUACAGAGCACAACACAAGUUUACUAAAUUAAAAUUUUAUUUUUUGAGAAACUGUUAUUUGUAUAAAUUAUCAAGAUUUGUAGGCUUUCCUUUUGUAGAAAUAAUUGUUUUAUGUGCCAGAGAAUUUCAAUUUUGUUUUCAACA